GCUCCCCUGUCUUUGUUUUCAAGUAGAGGAGAUUGAGCUGUGCUAAGUUUAGCAUCACACUGGGUCCUGGCCUGCAACUUUUAUAUACAACUUGCUUCUGUGAUUCUACAGCGGAUUACUGUCACCCCUUAACCACCUGUCCAUGUGAAAAGGGACAGCCUGCAGGCAUUCUAGCCUGCAGGUUUGCACGCACUGGGGCACGGCAGUAUAGUGCGAGAGGUAACAUGCUGCUCCUACCAUAUAGCAAGCAGGAAACCGAGCCAGAAGGUUCUGCCAGCACAUGUCCUGGUAUAGGCUGAAGACUUGCUCAGCUACCACGUAGCCCUACAACUGAACAAUGGUUCUCAUCUUAGGGCGAAGAAUGAACAGAGAGGAGGGUGGGGUUCGUGAAUCCCCAGCAACCAAGCGCAAGGUAUUUGAGAUGGACCAGAAGCAGCUUACUGGGCAUGAAGUGUUUGACUUCAACUCUGGCUCCUCUCACUCUGAGAGCAUUCUGCAGGUCUUUAAUGAGUUCCGAGAAAAUCGCUUGUUUACUGAUGUCAUUAUCUGUGUAGAGGGCAGGGAGUUCCCAUGUCACAGAGCCAUCCUUUCUGCCUGCAGUAGCUACUUUAGAGCCAUGUUUUGCAAUGAUCACAGAGAAAGUCGCGAGAUGCUGGUAGAGAUCAACGGGAUUUUCGCAGAGGCUAUGGACUGUUUUCUGCAGUAUGUAUACACUGGCAGAGUGAAAAUCACAACUGAGAAUGUCCAGUAUCUCUUUGAAACCUCCAGCUUGUUCCAGAUCAGUGUGUUACGGGAUGCCUGUGCCAAGUUCUUGGAAGAGCAGCUGGACCCUUGCAAUUGUCUGGGGAUCCAACAUUUUGCAGACACUCACUCUCUCAAAACCCUCUUCACCAAGUGUAAAAGUUUUGCUCAACAGGCCUUUGAAGAUGUUGUUCAGCAUGAAGAAUUUCUGGAACUGGGAAAAGCCGAGCUCAUUGAUUAUGUUUCCACCGAUGAGCUUGUUGUCAGCAAAGAGGAGCUGGUAUUCGAAGCCGUCAUGCGUUGGGUUUAUCAUCAUGUAGAUGUCAGAAGGCCCAUGUUGCAAGAACUUCUGACCCACGUCCGACUGCCAUUGCUGCAUCCUAACUACUUUGUGCAGACUGUGGAGGUGGAUCAGAUCAUUCAGAAUGCACCAGAUUGUUACCAACUGCUUCAUGAAGCCAGAAGGUAUCACAUCCUUGGAAACGAGAUGAUGUCCCCGAGGACCAGGCCUCGCAGAUCCACAGGAUAUUCUGAGGUGAUUGUGGUGGUUGGAGGGUGUGAGCGAGUUGGGGGAUUUAAUCUUCCUUAUACAGAAUGCUAUGAUCCUGUCACAGGAGAGUGGAAAUCGCUGGCAAAACUACCAGAAUUUACUAAAUCAGAAUAUGCUGUGUGUGCCCUCAGAAAUGAUAUUCUUGUGUCAGGUGGAAGAAUCAACAGUCGAGAUGUCUGGAUUUACAACUCUCAGCUGAAUAUCUGGAUCAGAGUUGCUUCUCUGAAUAAGGGGAGAUGGCGUCACAAAAUGGCUGUUCUGCUUGGCAAGGUGUACGUUGUGGGAGGUUAUGACGGGCAGAACAGGCUGAGCAGUGUGGAAAGUUAUGAUUCCUUCUCUAAUCGGUGGACAGAUGUGGCUCCGCUAAAAGAAGCAGUGAGUUCCCCAGCAGUGGCAAGUUGUGUUGGUAAACUGUUUGUAGUUGGUGGAGGACCUGAUGACAACACCUGUUCUGACAAGGUUCAGUGCUAUGAUCCAGACAACAACACCUGGCUACUGCGAGCCUCAAUUCCUAUAGCAAAAAGGUGCAUUACAGCUGUGUCUUUAAAUAACCUCAUCUAUGUUGCUGGAGGCCUAACCAAAGCAAUCUACUGCUAUGACCCAGUGGAGGAUUAUUGGAUCCAUGUUCAGAACACCUUCACCAGACAGGAGAAUUGCGGCAUGUCUGUGUGCAAUGGAAAAAUCUUUAUACUGGGAGGAAGAGGAGAGAAUGGAGAAGCCACGGACACCAUCCUGUGCUAUGAUCCUGCUACGAGCAUCAUCACUGGGGUAGCAGCUAUGCCCAGGCCUGUUUCCUACCACGGCUGUGUAACAAUCCACAGAUUCAAUGAAAAAGCCUUCAAAAUGUGAACCGUUAUUACCUGGAUCAGUGGGUGAGGUUGGGUUAGAUAACAUUGCUUCCGCCCUCGGAAUGGCCACAAAGCCCAUAGACUCACCAGUCCUGGAUAGCCAUAAAUCUGUUUGCAUGGCCAGAACACAGUUGCAUUCUUGAGGUGGAGAAGGACUUGUUUAAUAUUUGUAAUAUAUGUUUCUUUAACUCUUACUUUUAUAUAAGCAUUUUAAAUAUUAUUUGUAUUUGUUUUUUUACUGUAUGGUGUAGGUUAAUAUCUUCUUUCCUUCAGUCUGGGGUUGGAGAAUGGGGGCUUAUUUAUCGAGGGGUGAAAGGACAGUUCUUCACUGGGGGCUGUGGAGUUCUUCUCUAAAAAACUGGGAGGUGGUCCCUAAAGGUCUGGUUCCCUGGUGGGCCCAAAAUACUUCAGUCGGAAACUAAACAGAUGCAGAAUCCUCUUUUAUCACUUCUGUUUGAGGCAGGCACUGUUUUAUUGCAUCUAUAUGUGGUCAGCCUUCUGUAUGUAAGUAUUGUCCCCCACUUCCUAAUGUAUAAAUUGCACAAGAGAACCCUGAAAAGAGAAAGUAUAGGUUUACUUACACUGAAAUAACCAGUUCUCUUGAAAUUAUACAACUCAUUCAUUAUUUAGAAAUGUUUAUGGUGCAAACUGCCCAUAAACUAUGUAAUUACCAUUAACAAUAUUCCUUUUAGUGCAGCUAUCUAGCCAGAUUACACUUCCCCUUACCAUAGGGAAGAUAUUCCUGUGGGCUGUGAGUGGCCUAUCUGUAGCAAACUGCAGAUUUCCAGUAUCAGUAUGUGAGGGUAUUCUUCCUUACCUGGCCACUAGCAUGGCUAUUCAUUCCAGUUUGGGAGUGCAUGUGGACUCAUUCAGAUAUACAAUAAAGAAUGAACUGUAUGAGAAUGACCAUGUUCCAUGUUAUUUAUAGCACCAGCACUGGUUUGUACAAUUAUCUUAAGCUGUCAAUGCUCUAUAAGAUCCGCUCCUUUGGCAAGGUCGCCAAACAAGCAGAUCUUUCUCCCGAUGGAUCAAACAAUUGCAUUACAGUGAUUGUAAUACGAGUCAUUGGAACAAGAACUGCAUUAGUGAGCCAAUGCCGUCCUCAAUCUGAUGGGAUAAUCAAACCUGCCAGAUUUUCACCCAAAUAAUUGGGUAGGCCCAUCGGAGGUCACCAUACAGUGAAGCAGGGAAACAGAUUAGAACAUCUAUUUAUAGCCACCACAAAUAAAAGAUUAAAACAAAGAUUAUGAAGUGAA
Molecule: messenger RNA, 3395 nt
Organism: Xenopus tropicalis (tropical clawed frog)
Lineage: Eukaryota; Metazoa; Chordata; Amphibia; Anura; Pipidae
Gene: klhl24
Product: kelch like family member 24
Exons: 8
Coding region: 338-2140 (600 amino acids)
Cellular component (GO): adherens junction; axon; desmosome
Source: RefSeq, a predicted model, not a curated record